UGUUCUUCCGCUCAGAGCGACACUGUCAAAGACGAAAAAUCUUGGUCCACUGUUAUUCCCGUCAUAAAUUGUUGGCUAUGGAAUGACAAAGUGAAUGGCGCAAUCAUCUGAAGAAGGCUAUUCACCGACGACGCAACCUUGAACCUACGAAAGUCUCUCCGAAGCAUCACGUGACGACGCGGAGGGAAUCACUUUCUCCGCUGGCUGGCACACUUUCCGGUGGAUGCUUAUUUCAUCUUGGACACCGAAGCAAGGGCUCCAAGAUGAUCCUUCUCACCAUGCUCAUAGCGACAACAGCGCUUGGAAAUCAGCUCCACGAACGAAUGACAGAAGAAGAAAUCCAGCGAGUAUUCCGUGUAGGUUCCAGAGACAUAGUACCUGAUUACGAAACAGUUCAUCUUCAGCACAUGUGGAAGCGGUCGGCGAAAGGCGAACGACGUCUGGGUGUGGACGCUUUCGGCAAACGUUUCCAGCUCCAUUUGAAACAGAACCGAGAUUUUGAGAACGGACUGGCACGCUUGAAGGUGUUCAGCGCUCAGACGACGCCCAAUGGCCUUCACUAUGAACCCAUGCAGGACGAAGGCGAAGAUAUCGGAAAGCCGUAUCACGACCACAGCAAUAUGGCUGCACUUGUGAUACGAGAAGACAAACGAGGAUCACUCCAAGUGGAAGGAACCCUUGGCCACGACCUAGCCAUCACCCCCAUUCCCAAAAAUCUUCGUCAAGAGACUUACUAUGACGCCGACGCCAACGACGACGAGAUGUUCCUCGACGAAGAAUACAAUUCGACACUUUCCCACAUCGUAUACAAACGUCCACAGAGCCUGGCUACUGAGACCACAGAUUACGACGUCCUUGAAAGGAGCGGCAACAAAACACAUCGUAUACACAAGCGUGCAGCACCAGACACCGUUUGGCCUGAAGUGCUUCUCAUAGUAGACUACGACACGUAUCUAUUGCAUGGUCGAAGCCACUCGGACAUCAAGCGCUACUUCGUCAGCUUCUGGAACGGCGUUGACCUGCGAUAUAGACUUUUAUCUGGGCCGCCAAAAGUUAAGAUAAGUUUAGCGGGAAUGAUUGUAGCGAAAGACAGAGACGCUACGCCUUAUCUUGAACGCAAUAGGCUACGGUCUCCGAACGAGGACGCCGUCGAUGUGGCGGGCGCGUUGACGGACAUGGGAAAGUAUUUGUUCAGGGAAGAUAGGUUGCCGACAUACGACCUAGCUGUGGUUAUAACGAAGCUGGACAUGUGUAGAAGACACACAUCGGGCGGACGAUGUAACCGAGGAACGGCAGGGUUUGCAUACGUAGGAGGUGCUUGUGUGGUCAACAAGAGGUUGGAGAAAGUCAACAGUGUAGCCAUCAUUGAGGAUAGCGGCGGCUUUUCUGGAAUUAUCGUGGCUGCACACGAAGUUGGCCAUUUGCUAGGCUGUGUCCAUGACGGCUCUCCACCUCCAAGCUAUUUGGGUGGACCAGGGGCCACCAAUUGUCCCUGGGAAGAUGGUUUCAUCAUGAGUGACUUGAGGCACACCGAGAGAGGUUUUCGGUGGUCCUCCUGCAGCGUUCGGCAAUUCAGGCAUUUCCUAUUGGGCGAAACAGCUACUUGUCUCUACAACUACCCGCAUGAAAACCAGCUAUUAGCCCGUGUGCUACCAGGAACCAUGAUGUCUCUGGAUGAACAGUGCCGACGGGAUCGUGGAACAACCUCAUGCUUCAAAGACUCUCGUGUUUGUGCCCAGUUGUUCUGCUAUGACAGCUCUUCAGGUUACUGCGUCUCCUACCGACCUGCAGCUGAGGGAUCGCCAUGCGGUGAUGGACAGACCUGCAAGAACGGCCGAUGCAUCGCCGAGAUUGAAAACAUCAUCCCAGACUAUACACAUGUGACAGCAUCUUUUGCAACGGAAACCAGGCGUCGUUCAGAUACCGUCAAGGAGGUCACCUUCAGCCCUAUGGCUACAACGUCAAGGCCAUCAAGCAAAGAAUGUACAGACAGCACGGAUCUCAUUGCUGGCCGAAUGUCGUGCUCCGACUUCUUACGACAGUUUGGCAACCGGUACUGCAGUCACGAGUACAUUCAACGUAACUGUUGCUACUCCCAGAGCGUCUACUGUGCUUGAGAAUGGGACACCUCUAGCAAAGCAAAACUGUGAUCCACAGAGUGUGCUGCUUUUUGUUGUUGUUGUUUUUGUUAAAGUUGUUUCAGGAGUGACUAUUUAUUCGAAUGAAGGAAGACCCGAUGUUAGUCAUACAGAGUCUCUGUAGCAUGGACGCACAAAAUGCCGCUUUUAACGAGAAAUUCAUGUACGUAGUAUUUAUAUUUGGCCAGACAAUAAAGUCGGCUUUUCUAGGAUGA
Ornithodoros turicata is the source of this 2353-nucleotide messenger RNA. Its product is annotated as A disintegrin and metalloproteinase with thrombospondin motifs like. The coding region runs from base 264 to 2117 and encodes 617 amino acids. Gene Ontology annotation, molecular function: metalloendopeptidase activity. Lineage: Eukaryota; Metazoa; Arthropoda; Arachnida; Ixodida; Argasidae. Gene Ontology annotation, biological process: proteolysis. The transcript has 9 exons. The record is from RefSeq and is a predicted model, not a curated record.